CAAUAUCAUCGUGUCCAGUUCGAAAAGAAUCGAUCAGUGUCGAAUUUCCACAGAGAAAAAUCCGAAAAAACAUCCGGAAAACCCUAGAAACAUCCAGUGUUGUUGAAAAUCUUCAGUAAACCUCCAAAAAAUUUUAUUAUCCUUUGAAGUAAAGCAAGUUUCUUUAGAACAAAAUUAGGUUAAUGUGUAGUAAAGUGAUUUUUGAACGAAAAUGACACAGAAAUUCCCUGUAAUCAUAAAACAAACAUCUUUACUAGGGAUUCCAAACUAAAAUCAUCUGCUUUAGAUAGUUCCAUUUCCUGUAUUUAAUUGGGAUCUCAAUAAAACCUCUUUUUAUGGCUCACAAACAUUGACAGUUAAUUUAUAAGGGAUAUAGAAAAAUGCAAGUUUAAAUUAAACUAAAUUAAUCAAGUUAUAGUGCAUCUAGGAAUAACAAAAGCUACGAUAGAGUGACAGUGCUUUGUUUUAAAACUGUUAGAAGUGGCCCGAAAUGUUUGUUAUUUUACCUAAUGUAACGGAUAGUGUCCGUCCAAAAGCGCGGUGUGUUUAGGGGAAGAAUAUAUCGAAAAUGAACGAAGGAAAGUGGAUACCAUGACGACGUUUUUUUUUAAACAAACAUGGAUUUAUAUUUAACGACAAAGAUUUGAUUUGGAGAACAUCAAUCCAAUCAUAAAUACACUAGCCUAUGUUGAUUUGCGUCGAAUAUUUGAAAAAAUAUGCUAAGAACAAGAAGAAGAGAUAAUAACGUCAAGCCUAAUAGAAGGGAUUCCAGUUUUAAGUCUAGGUUGGACAGAAAGUCUUCCAGAGGUAUGUUGUACGAAAAUGAAGAACUGAGGCUCAAAACUAUUAAUAUCAAUGCUGAAAUCGAAAGAGGUCAAUCAGAUAUUAAGAAACUAAAAAGGGAAAAUGAGAUGCUCAAAAAAGAAAUAUGGUGCUUGAGAGACGAGUACGACAAGCUGGACAAACUUUUAAAAGACAAAAAAAUGGAUUUUUCAUCGUCCUCAACCACGUAUAGUAGUACCAGUGAUUCUGAGAGUUGCUCAAGUUGUACCGAGGAAUCCGAAGAGGUGGAAACAUCGCAGAACAUUCAAAACGUACAAAAAACUAAUCUUAAGAAUCUUAGGAACCAAUUCGAUCAUCUAUCUAUAGUUACAGAGGAAACUUCUUGUGAAAAUUCUGACAGGAAUUCUGUAAACACUAGGCAGUCGGUGAAUAACGAUCACACCGACAACUUGAUGUGGAACUACAACGACAAGGAAGCCAUUAAACCUGAUCAAAGUUACCCAGUUUACGGCUUGGUUACCCAGAAUCGAUCUCAAACGUUACCCAACCAAGCCAACUUGAACUAUUUCUCACCUAUUCAGCACUCGAAGAGCUUCGAUGACAACCACUUCAAUCAGGCCCAUCAUGAACCGAUAUACCCCGAAGAAUAUUACAAUCCAACCCUGUCAUGUCAGACUAAUAUACCUUCACAAACACCACCUAUAGCUAUAAGUCCAAGCCCACCACCCCAUUACGAGAACCAACAGGUGGUGUAUACAGGGCCAGAGAAAGACAGUUUUUUAAGCAAAAAAAUCGUACAAACCAACGCAAGUAAUUUCUAUCAAAAUAUGGUUUUGGUACCGAAAAAUCAUCGGAAAUCGCCCGUUGAAAUUAAAGGAUUGGAAAAGAAAGCUACAGACUUGAUAGUGAAAAUAGAUAAUCAGAAUUUUAGUAAAAACCUCACAUAUAGCAAUACAACACCCAGUACAACGUUUUCUAAUGGAGGAAAUCUAGAGGAGUUAUUACAUGACAUCGAGUCGAUAUCACAGGAUAUACUGAAGCUAACGCAUUUGCAGAGAGGCAUCCAACAGUGUACCAUGCCAACGAUCCAAGAACCCAUCCUAGAGAACCCGUUCUAUGGUACUCAAGGCCAAGGACACGACCUGCCGUACCCCUCAGAUUCUAUUCUGAAUCGGUUGAUGAAUGAGAGCAUCAACAGCGAGAUUCAACAGAUGACCGCCAGUCAGGAGAGACUACAUAAGAGCGAGUUGAAUGUAGUGUUGAUGCCCAAGGCAAUGCCCUUGAUUGGAUUUGACAAAUACAAAAAUAUUCAUAGAAGCCUGGAUAGCUUAGACUCUAAACAACUUGAAAACAUGUCCGCAUCCCAACAAAACUUGUGUCUAAUCCCCCCACCGCCUGAACCUGUUGAAUCUGACAGUCCCCAUCCAGUUCUCCACGUUAAUUUACCGGUACCGCCCACGCCGUACCCCGUGACAAGCAGCCCAAACUAUAGUACAAGCAAAAUGGAGAACCAGGAGCACAACCCUUUUUUCUUCGGCAAUCUCAACGAUAACUAUGUCAAUUCGGAUUAUUUUAACAGACGGUACAACCCGGAUAAUUUUAUACACAAGACAACACCGGAAACUGCCGUUCCGGUCGUUCUAACUCCAUUAAAUGAAGCCCGACAAGACAAAUCUUCAGUAGUUCAACACUCUGAUCACGUGGUUGAAAAUGAGGAGAACAUUAAAUUAAAAACGUCCAAACCCGAAACUAGGGAUAAAGAAAAGAGAGACAACGUUGUCAGCAGCAGCAGCGAGAAGAAAAAGGAUAACGGCAAGUCUCCCAAGCUCAGCAUUACUAGGAAGGUAUCCAUUCACUUCAAAGGGAAAAAAGAAAAGGAAAAAUUGAAGAAAUUGGCAAUGGAGAAUAGCAGUCCGGAGACUAAAAGUAGCAGUUCCAAAACGAUACAGGACGGGAAAAAAUUGUCGUUAUUUGAUUUCAGUUGUUGUAGAGUGAACAACGACACAUCCAAGGAAAAAUUAGAAUCCAAGGAUCCAACAACCCCCAAACCAAGCAAACACAACGAAAAACCAUCGAAACUCUUCCACCAAAAAACACCUAGUAUAGAAUCUCGUAAAUCCACGACGGAAACAUCAAAUUUCGACCCAAAAACACCCAAUUCCACGACAGAUAGUGAUAGGAAAAAUGCAGAAAAACGAGAAAAAGAUGCAGUGAGCAAGAAAGAAGACAAAAAAGGGAGGAAAAGUGUGUCUGUUAGUCCGGACAGGAUAAAACAUGUCCAUUUAAUGCACGAAGGUUCCGGCAUGAAAAAGCACAAAAAACACCGAAGAGAACGAUCUGGAGCAUCCAGAACGCAUCGUGCCUCUAUAGAUCCCAGGUUUCGGGAACGAUCGUACUCAAUCUGCACCGACAGAUCCCUCGUGGGACCUGCGGGACUUGGUCUGGGCUACGGGAGUUUCCUUUAUGACGAAUACAGUGACAGGGAACGCACCAACAGCGGGUCUUCCUGUGAAUCCCAGCAACACGACCACCACAGGAAAAUGUCGAGCAUUUCGAACGUACCAGUGAAUGGGAAAGUACCGUGGUGCGGGUGUUGGGGAAAUGGGUGCCUGUGACUGAUAAUAUAGACUCCGAUUUUAUAUCACGAAAGAUUAUAACAAUUACGUCAAUAAUUUUAGAAUAUAGUUCAAUUUACAGUAUUUGAAAAAGAACCAAUAUAUUUUAAGAAAAAUAGAAAUAAUAGUUAACAUUUUUUCUAUGUUUUUUAGAUAUACUUGCAGGGUGUAAAAAUAAAUGGUGUACCAAACUUAAGCGUCUGAUUCUAAGGGUAGAUAAACAAAUUAUAUUUUUCUUAUUUUUAAAAACCGUUUUUCUUGAAACUGGCUGUUCUUAUACAGAUUUUAAUGGCCAAAGCGAAUAGCGAUGACGUAAAAAUCUGCAACAGUUCUGAAAGGGUACUGUUUCCAUUAGGGCUGUAACCCAUACGAACCAUUUCUGUUAUUUUAAUUUUGGUGCACUAUUUAUUAUAAGUAGACAAUAGUCUCAACUUCUAUAAGAUUAAAUAUCACUCAAACCAAAAGAUAGCUUUAAACUUUUAAAUUACCUAAAAAAAAUUAAAAAAAUUGUAUGUGCACAAUGUGCGCAUAUUUGAUCUAGUCAGGGAUUCUUCUGAGAAUAGACCUAUUAUCAAACUUCAAACUGGUCCAACUGCCAAGCGCGGGCCUUUAUAUACCCUACUGAUUGUUUCUCGAACCUUCUGUAAUUUUCGAUGCUUUUCCGCCAUCUACCAGUAAAUUCUAUUGUCUGAUUCGCUUACUUGUCGACUUGAUUAAGAGAUGGCGCCUAAAAAUGCCUUGGGGAAUUCGCCAUGUUUCUUGACACGUUGCGGCAAUGUAGGCAACCAGCAAUACAGUUUAGCGCCACAUACAGCUUGACAAUAUAAAAUCCUAUCUUGAUUUUCAUGCGGCCGUUAUCCGUUGAUACGAUGAUCCGACGGCGCUCUGAAUGGUCGGUAGCGUUUUCGCGCCACUUUUCAUCCGUAAAUGUUUUACUCCAGCCAGUCAACGGAGAAAUAUCGUACGAUAACAGAUGUUUUGACACUUUUUUGAUACAUUUAAUCUAACCUUAAUAAAAAUAUGUAAAAUCGCUAUUUUUGGGGCUUACUCAACCGGGUCUCACAAUGCAA
Messenger RNA from Sitophilus oryzae (rice weevil), 4468 nucleotides. RefSeq lists its product as uncharacterized. NCBI's taxonomy places the organism in Eukaryota, Metazoa, Arthropoda, Insecta, Coleoptera, Curculionidae. The transcript is spliced from 15 exons. Bases 717 to 3398 code for a protein of 893 amino acids. The record is from RefSeq and is a predicted model, not a curated record.